GUUCAAAUUAAAAAACUAUAAAUAUUAAAAAUAAUUUAAAAUAAACUUAAACUUAAAUCAUUUAAAACGUAAAUAAUUUAAUUUUUAACUCUUCAAAUAUUUGUUUAGUUAUAAUCUUGUGACAAAAUAAAUGCAAGAUAAACAAUCUUAUAAUUUUGAUUAAAUUUUAUUUUAUUAUCUGCAAUAAAAAUUCAUAACAAAUACAAAUUUCACAACGUGCCAAAUAAUAAAUCAUAUUUUACAACCCAGCCGCUAAAAGAGUGGAAAAAGUGACUAAACAAUUUAAAAAAAAUCAUCAACUAAAAACAAAAGGACAAUAAUUUAACAAUAUUACAGCAAAGUAUUCACAAGUUUUUUAAAUAAAAAUAACCAAUUUUAUUGCCAAAUAAAUUCUUGUGCAACUGCUUGAUAAAUCUUUCUACAAACAAACAAAAACCAACUGAACAAAAUUAAAAGUCAUUUAACUGUCAAUUGCUGUUUUUAUUGUUGUUUUUAUUAUACAAAUUAUUUGCAUAAUUAUGUCAGUAUGUUUGUAUUAAGAGGAAAUCAAAAUAAACAAAAAAUGUCAUUAUCAAGUGUUAAUUUUAUGUUGGGCCCACAAAAUCGUAAUUGCUGCCAAAGCCCAAUAACCGGUUUCAUAAAUACUCUACUCUUGCUGGGAUUAUUGCUGGCUCAGCAGCCGCUGCAGACUGGCGGUCAAAGCACAACGUCAAACAUUUUAUCGUUACUUAAUAAAACAGAAAAAAAUCCUACAGAUCAUUGUGUGGUUGAAAUAAACAAUAUAACUGUUUACAAAAGUAUAGGAUCAAUCUGGGUUUCUCCAAAGGAUGCCUGUGCUUUGCAUUCCUGUGAUUUGAAUAAACAAGGUGAACCACAGGAAGUGAUACGAAAAGAUAAUUGUGGAGAUUUCUAUUGUGAUAUAGAUUCGGAAGUUCGCCCCAAAGAGGGUUCCUGUUGUGGCGAAUGUGUGCGAACAAAAUGUCGUUUUAAAGAUCAAGUCUAUGAUGUCGGACAAACUUGGCAUAAUGCAGAUGACUGCACUUUAAAUGAAUGUUCUCUCCUGCCAAAUGGUCAACCUAUGAUAAAUACAUAUAAAAAAUCCUGUCCACCUUUACCCAGAAACUGUCCUUUAGAUUUAAUUUAUACAGAAACUUGUUGUCAAUAUUGCAAUUCAUCUAGUGUAGCAAGAAAUUUAUAUCGUAAUGAUGACCUGAAUAUAGAAACAGAUGAUAUAUGGACCGAAGAGUUUUAUACAAAUCAUCCCUGCAAUAGAGAUUGCCAAGCAAAUGGAGAGCCUAAACGUUGUUUCUAUACAUUUGUGGUGGAAUGGUAUGAGACUUUAUCGAAGGCUUGUUAUGAAUGUCCCAACAAUAUAACAGAUUGUCAAAGACCACAUUGUAUAACUGGAGAUGGCAUAACACGCUCCAUAACGGUUGUAAAUCGCAUGAUGCCUGGUCCAACUAUAGAAGUUUGUCAAAACGAUGUUAUAGUGGUAGAUGUUAAAAAUCAUUUAUUGGGUGAGAGUACCACCAUACAUUGGCAUGGUAUGCACAUGAAAGAAAAUCCUUAUAUGGAUGGUGUGCCGCAUAUUACCCAAUGUCCCAUUUCACCACACUCCACUUUUCGUUACACCUUUAAGGCGGAAAAUUCUGGUACACAUUUUUGGCAUUCUCACACCGGCAUGCAGAGAGGUGAUGGUGUAUUUGGAGCUUUAAUAGUUAAGAAACCUAAAAUCGAAGAACCUCAUGGACAUUUGUAUGAUUUUGAUUUGACCGAACAUAAAAUGAUCGUACAAGAUUGGGUACAUGUUCCCGGCAUUAGUAUGUUUGCUUCUCAUCAUCAUUCGAAUGGUGAUAAUAAACCUUUAAAUUUACUGAUUAAUGGUAAAGGACGCUACUAUAAAGCCAUUUGGGAAAAGAUUAAAAAAGAAGAGAAACAAGAAGUCAGAUCAAAUGUACCCAAUGAAGAAUCUAAGUCCACAACAAGACAACCUAAAAUAAUAACUAGUACUACUACAACAACUACCUCAGAACGUACUCCUUAUACUGGUUUAGUUUAUACCGAAAAAUCUUCUACCGCUUAUCCAAGUGAUGAAGCUACUCCUGCCACUACGGAGGAAGAAGAUGAUGUUGUAUUUUUACAUCCUUUAGAUGAUUCUACUUUAAGCAAUAUGCGCAUACGACAAAAUGAAAUUUCACGAUUGGCCAGACUUGCUCAAUUGGACCAAUAUCGAAGUAGUACAGAAAAUGUAAAGGAAAGCACUAUUAACAACAAAAAAAUAGAAGAAAGUCUGAAAUCUGAAGAAAUUCCAGACGACUCUAUAGGUUUAGAGCGAACUAAACGUGCUAUAGACGGUGAAAUUCCUUUGCAUUUUAUACCACUGCAGACUUACAAUGUCAAACGUGGAUUCCGUUAUCGUUUUCGCUUAAUCAAUGCAGAAUUCCUUAAUUGUCCGAUCAAGAUUUCUAUAGAUAAUCACACCUUAACUGCUUUCAAUUCUGAUGGUUUUGAUUUUGAGGCAGUUGACGUUGGCUCUAUUGUGACCUAUGCCGGGGAACGUUUUGACUUUGUUGUAAAUGCCGAUCAACCUGUAGGAAACUAUUGGAUACGUUUAAAAGGAUUAAUGGAUUGUGAUGAAAGAUUUACUUCAGCCUUCCAAGUUGCAAUAUUGCAUUAUGAUGGUGCUCCAAAUGAAGAGCCCAAAGAAGAUUUAGGUUAUCAUCAUGAACCUAAGGGUAUUGAAUUAAAUGCCAUGAAUCAGGGUCCUGGACAUGUGGAUUCCUUAACUAUAGCCGAAAUAAAUGCUUUGCCUAUUUAUGACAAAGUCCCCGGCAUAGAUCGGGAUGCUUUAAAACCUGUAGCCGAUUAUAAAUUUUUUGUUUAUUACGAUUUCUAUCGUAAAGAUCAUCCAGAAUUUCAUCCUAGCGAAUAUUAUGGCAUGGAUGCCAACAUGUCAAAUACAAGUAGAGUUUUUACACCACAACUUAAUCAUAUUUCCCUGAAAUUUCCCUCUGUGGCUUUAUUGCCAGCACGUAAUGAAGUAGAUGAUUCUAUGUUUUGCAAUGAAACGAGUUUAGAGCAAAAGGGCAUAGACUGCCGUAAGGAAUUUUGUAAAUGUCAUCAUGUAUUACAGGUGCCACUAAAUUCAAUAGUAGAGUUAAUUGUGAUAGACGAAGGUUUUACAUACGAUGCCAAUCAUCCUUUCCAUUUACAUGGUAAUGCGUUUCGUGUGGUAGGCUUAGAGAGAUUGGGUGCUAAUGUGACAGUGGAAAUGAUUAAACAACUUGAUCGCUAUAAUUUGCUCAAACGUAAUCUAGUCAGACCUCCAGUCAAGGAUACGGUUACCAUACCCGAUGGUGGCUACACCAUAAUACGUUUCGAAGCUCAUAACCCCGGUUUCUGGCUGUUCCAUUGUCACAUAGAAUUUCAUGCUGAAAUUGGUAUGGCCUUGGUACUUAAAGUAGGUGACAAUGAUGAAAUGGUACCAGUUCCUAAAAAUUUUCCCACUUGCCAUGACUAUAUGCCUAAUGAUAAUGACGAUGAAAGUAGCAAUAGUGGUGAACAAAACUCAAAUAAUAAUUCUACAUCUUCUCCUUUGGGAGACGGUAGUAAUUCAGCCUUAAGAAACUAUUAUAACCGUAGCUUAAUGGUUGGUGGUGUUGUGUUAUUGUUAAACUUAUUAAGAUCGUUUUAAGCUAAAUGAUGAAAAAAGAGUCUAAUUUGUUUAUAUUUUCGAUUAUUGUUAAAAAACUGUGAUUUUUCUAUAGAGUUAGUUUAUAUAUGUUAAGUUGUAAUUAAGAUUAAUUUAUAUUAUAUGUAUGUAUUUUAAAUACAUAUAAAUUUAUAAUAAAGUAUAUUGGAGAUAAAUUCAACAAUUAUGACUUUAGU
Molecule: messenger RNA, 3888 nt
Organism: Lucilia cuprina (Australian sheep blowfly)
Lineage: Eukaryota; Metazoa; Arthropoda; Insecta; Diptera; Calliphoridae
Gene: Mco1
Exons: 5
Coding region: 527-3694 (1055 amino acids)
Biological process (GO): iron ion transport
Cellular component (GO): plasma membrane
Molecular function (GO): copper ion binding; oxidoreductase activity
Source: RefSeq, a predicted model, not a curated record